AUGGGGAUGGGCUUUGGCAUGCAGCAGGCGUCUUUGACGGUGCAGACGGUCUUAUCAAGGUGCGAUGUGGCGACCGCCGAGACAUUGAUGACGUUCAGUCAGACGCUGAACGGGUCGAUCUUUGUCAGUGUGGGCAUCAACCUCUUCGACAACAGGUCGAGUCACGGAUUGGCUGGCAUCUCGUUGAUUGACAUUGGUGUGGUGGUGAAGUUCGGCGCUACAGAGUUGAGGGAUAUGAUUCCUCAUCGGCUCUUACCACAGGUUCUGGUCGCAUAUAACACUGCUUUACGCAUCACGUUCUACGCAGCAACGUCUUUGGCAUGCGUCGGCAUCAUUGGAGCGGUGGUUGUGGAGUGGGUGAGUGUCAAGAAGGACGAGAAAAGGUAA
This is a messenger RNA of Exophiala spinifera, 387 nucleotides long. RefSeq lists its product as uncharacterized. The record is from RefSeq and is a predicted model, not a curated record. The coding region runs from base 1 to 387 and encodes 128 amino acids. NCBI's taxonomy places the organism in Eukaryota, Fungi, Ascomycota, Eurotiomycetes, Chaetothyriales, Herpotrichiellaceae. Gene Ontology annotation, biological process: transmembrane transport. Gene Ontology annotation, molecular function: transmembrane transporter activity. The transcript has a single exon.